AUGCAGCGCUUGCCCGAUCGCAGCGCGACUGUUGCAGACAACUGCGACGCGCUCGCCGCCAGCCGCGAGGACUGGCGAUGGACGUGCCCUGCACUUGCGGGGCACGGUACAAAAACCAUUUUUGGCUUCAACGCGAGCCGCCUCCUCAACGUCGUUCGGGGCCCUAGUGUUGUUCCUCGGAAACUUGUGCAGUGUAUAUUCAUAAUGUCUCGCUGUACUCGAUAUGUUUGGACCCUUACCUGUGUCUGCCUCGUGUUCGUUAUCGUUGCUAUGGUACUCGGGAUACAACUCGCAGCCGUUCCUGCAGAAGCGCUAACGUUCGACUACGUGCCGGUUCCGCGGGUAGGUCUUAGAGACGCCCGUGACCACAACCGUAAUCCGAACUGCUUCUUUACGACUGGAGCAAAAGGGGAUCUCAUAAGCGGUCACUACUUGGUGGUAGAGCCACCAAAAGGUGCAGCGGUAGAAAUGAUUGUCUCGAAGCUGCCGCGUGACGCUAUCGACGACGAGUCGCGCUCCGUGCCGGUGCUCGCGUUACCCGCACACGCCGGAGAGUCUUUCUCUUUUGAGGUGACGGAAGACGGGUUUCCCCUAUAUCGAAUCUGCUUUGCUGGUGCGUAUGGGCCACCACGGAAGAUCCUCUUCGAGUGGCAGGGUGGUGUCGUUGACGAGGUCGUAUCGGGCGUGCACGCUGACAAGAAGGAGCCCAUCAAAGUCGGCCACAUACAGGACCUGGAAGCGGCGGUCGAUCAUCUUCAAGAUAGGGUUGCGCAAGUAGGUGGCGCAGCCUACUACUUCAACCAUCGCCUUGGGCUCAUGCUCGAGGCACUUUAUGGAUCAUCCACGGCGCUCGCGUGGACAGCUCUGUUGAAAACGCUCGCUUUUAUGGCGAUCAGCUGGUGGAAAGUGAGUCGUGUCAAGAGGAUGCUGGAUCCGAGUGCUGCUGCGCCGACAGGUUGGAGCUUUCCUGGCGUAUCAAAGCUUCUGGGGCAACACCAGAAACCAACCAAGCCAUUACUCGAGCGACGGAUUUCACCCGGUGGCUGGCCACGAGUCUAG
Cyanidioschyzon merolae strain 10D is the source of this 1059-nucleotide messenger RNA. RefSeq lists its product as hypothetical. The record is from RefSeq and is a predicted model, not a curated record. The transcript has a single exon. The coding region runs from base 1 to 1059 and encodes 352 amino acids. NCBI's taxonomy places the organism in Eukaryota, Rhodophyta, Bangiophyceae, Cyanidiales, Cyanidiaceae.